Messenger RNA from Esox lucius (northern pike), 4497 nucleotides. RefSeq names its product ras-related protein Rab-11A. Gene Ontology annotation, biological process: neurotransmitter receptor transport, endosome to postsynaptic membrane; exocytosis; melanosome transport. The record is from RefSeq and is a predicted model, not a curated record. Gene Ontology annotation, cellular component: postsynaptic recycling endosome; axon; transport vesicle. NCBI's taxonomy places the organism in Eukaryota, Metazoa, Chordata, Actinopteri, Esociformes, Esocidae. The transcript is spliced from 5 exons. The coding region runs from base 125 to 772 and encodes 215 amino acids. Gene Ontology annotation, molecular function: GTPase activity; GTP binding.
CUGAAAACAGACCCGGUCGAGUUAGCGAGCUGCAAGCUACCUGAGGGUUCAAAAACCGACGUGUUAGAUCAUCGCAUUUUUAGCAAUUAACCCAAGAUAAAUAAUAAUAUUUAUCUUUUAAAGAAUGGGAACCAGAGAUGAUGAGUAUGAUUACCUGUUUAAAGUCGUUCUCAUAGGAGACUCAGGCGUGGGCAAGAGUAACCUGCUGUCUCGUUUCACCCGAAAUGAGUUUAACCUGGAGAGCAAAAGCACAAUCGGGGUGGAGUUCGCCACCCGCAGUAUCCAGGUGGACGGGAAGACCGUGAAGGCUCAGAUCUGGGAUACAGCAGGACAGGAGCGCUACCGGGCUAUCACCUCAGCGUACUACAGAGGAGCGGUGGGGGCUCUGCUGGUGUACGACAUCGCCAAGCACCUGACGUAUGAGAACGUGGAGCGCUGGCUGAAGGAGCUCCGGGACCACGCCGACAGCAACAUCGUCAUUAUGCUGGUGGGCAACAAGAGCGACCUGCGCCACCUCAGGGCCGUGCCAACCGACGAGGCACGGGCAUUCGCAGAGAAAAAUGGAUUGUCUUUCCUUGAAACGUCAGCUUUGGAUUCUACCAACGUUGAGACUGCUUUCCAGAGCAUUCUGACAGAAAUUUACCGUAUCGUCUCGCAGAAGCAGAUGUCAGAGCGCCAGGAGAGCGACAUGUCUCCUAGCAACAACGUGGUGAACAUCCAGGUGCAGCCCACUGAAAACAAACCAAAGAUGCAGUGCUGUCAGAACAUCUAGCCCCGCCCACGUUACACCCCCCCCCCCUCCCCGACCCACUUCGGGGUGGGGGGGGGGGUUAAUACCAAUUUGACUGUUCACGUUGAAGCUCCUCCUUGAUGGGUGCAUGCAUUUCAGCUCGCCCCAGGUGGGUGGAUGUUUCGUCGAAGGCAACAGUCUUGGUUGUGCAGAUUUGACCCACCUGGAACCCAGAGUGAGGUUAAAUAAACACACCCACUUUCCCUCGUAGUCUUGUAGUCCCCCCUCCCGUCUCCCCCUCCCUUACUGGUCGGGAUUCAGGAAGUGUAGUCAACGUCUUGAGUAGGAUGUUCUCUAGCUGAGCCUUUUCAGCCAAUGGCAGGAAGGCAUUUCUCUCACUUAGAUUUAAUACUGUUAAUGCGCUGACAUGACUAACAUUCUCCACAGUAAUGUCUUAAUAUAUGAAUGUUAUUUCUUUUCUUCGUCCUUUCCUUUCAUUUAAGACAUCUAGCGUGUAUCCUUUUGAUUUUUACUUGUCUUUUUUAUUCACAUUUAUUUUUCAGAAUAUUUAAUCAUAUUUACCACUAAUGUGUAUGCGUUUAAAGCACACUGAGAAUGUUCUCUGUUUCUGUCUAUGAUCUCCUCCCAACAUUCUAGCUCGCUCUCUCUCUCCCUCUCUAUUUAAAGCAAUGCAAUGUUUCAGAAUGGUAGGUUUCAAAUGUGGAAGUAUCAAGAAUAGUAUACUAGAUAGUGUGUGUGUGUGUGUGUGUGUGUGUGUGUGUGUGCCUCCUUAGGGGUAGGUAGUCUCGGACAGUUCACCUGAUUGCUGCAAAGCGCAAAGUUCUAGGAUAGGAUCUGUGCGCUAGUGGCUCCAACCAUACAAACGACAGGGCAACAAAACUCCUCAGCAAUUUAGAGAAAGUCCAGCUUCAUAAAACGCUUAAACAGUGUCCCACACGGCUCCCAGUUACAUCUAUAGUGUAUUGUAUGCUUGGGGGCUUUUGGUCAAAUGUGGUGCCCUAUGUAGGAAAUAGAGGUGUCACUUUGUUCACAGUCUGCGUUGCGGCAGGUCAGUUUCGUGUUAUGACGAUGGGUGGCACUGACGUCGUACUUGUUUUCGACGUGGUUCCCAAGGUGAUGGCAUGUUGUCCGAAAUCUCGGGAAAGAAUGCAGGACGCUACCGUUGGAUGGACAGCGACUGAGUGAAUGUGACGGGUUGUCCGUGAACUCUGUUGGAUGAAUUAGGACUGAUUUAAUGACUUCGUAGUUGAAGUCUGGGUUGGGCUCAGUUCCUGUCUGUUCAGAAAGAAACUAAAUUGCAAUUCCACGUUUCCUCAUUUGUGUAAUUAGAAUUGAACCCUGCUCUCAGUUAAAUUUAGAUUUGUGCUUCCUAGUUGCGGGUUAACCGUACUGUCGUCUAAUGAUACUCUGGAGUCUUAAGACAAGCUUUUUUUGUCUCACUAACCAACAAAAGUUUUACAUAUUUUUUCUUUUAAGUAGCCUUACGGCUUCAAUCCUGAAUAUGCAUAUGCGCCUUUAGCGUUAAAUUGAUGCCUCUGCGUAUGUUAACGCUUUUGACAUUUCAAACUGAAAGUAACGUAACGGUGACAGAAUUCCGGGACCGUUCAACAUCAGUCAAGGUGAAAAUGUACCUGUGUAUUACUGGGGUUAUGCAGGGUUGUGUUCAUUUUCAAAUCAAAUCUAAUCGGUUUGCAUUCGUGUCAAACUUUCGGUUUGGUUAAAUCGAUCCAUUGACGGCGUUGCGUUACUAAAAGGCUAUCUGCCCAUCGCACUCUCAGUGCCUCUAGCUAUGACCCCAGACUACAAUCCUAAUGUAAACAUGAAAUAUACAGUACCUACGUAAGGGCCAACUAGCCCCCAUAUGCCCACUACGCCCCACCAUUUUACCCCACAUGCUCUACCACAUACCGUUCCUGCCAGCUGACGCCACUGCUAGUCGAGGACAAAACGGGGCUAGCUGGCUCUCGGUAACAUCGGACCGACCUGGGUCUAAUACGUAAAACUGCUUGAGAAUUGCUUGAUGUCAUUAGGCCCAAAAAGUCGUCAGCAAUUAUAAAAUAACAAAAAAAUUAGUUUGCCAAGCUAAAUUGUAUGCUCACAUUUAUGUCAAUAUUUUACAAAGUAUGUUUGGCUGACCCGGUUCUGGUUCCCUCGCGUUGUCCAAUGUUGUCCAGAAUCACGUUGAAGCCUGUAUUCACCAAGCGGCCUCUUUAUUCUACACAUUGCAUGGCUUUCUACGUCAUGAAUCUCGCCCCAGCGACAGUUAUUAUUGAUAUUAUUAUGCCUUACGUAUAUAGCUGGGUCAUUAUUAGCGUUAUAUGUAAAAAAAAAAAUCUGUUCGGCUACUGUCUGCAUGUUCAGUGUAUUACCCCUACAUGUAUAUAAUAUUCUACAGCUAUGAGGCAAACCACCCGCUGGGCUGGGUUUCCCUCAACUCUCGGGUUGCUCGUUCAAUCUCCGCUGAACGUGAGAACAUUGCCUUUUAAUUGGGGCGCUGUCUACGGGUGUGGUCGCAGCCACCAGCUGGGGGACAGUGAUGUCAGUUGAGUGUAACCCUAGGCCCGAUCGCCAUGCACCAGACCGUUCACACACUGACGCUGUCAGCCAGAUGACGUGCUUAACAAGUCCCCACACUGGGCCACGUAUGGAGUGACGUUACUGACACCAGAAACCCAAUAAAGACUAGGUUUCUGAAUUCAAAUGUUCACGGCAGCACUAAUCUCCCUCCAUAGCUUUCGCACUUGGUUCCACUGAUCUGUCGCUGAACCAUCACGCUGGACGUGUCCGUGAAUCACACUGCUGAUGGUGCAGCGUCAUUCUGGUUGAACCAUGCUGAGUGAUGCGUUCAGUGCGGAAAACAACGGUUGAACGUAAAUGACACGAAAUCUGUCGGGAUUCCAGGUUAAUUAUUACAGCGUGCGUUCUGUUGAACUCUGAUCUAGGCCGUAUCUGUAUUUGUGUGUUGUGGAUAUUAUUAUGACAGGAAAUCUAGAGCUUCGGUCCACUGUCACAAUGUGUUCACGUGUGUCUGUGUAUGUGUAUGUGUGUGUGUGUGUGUGUGUGUGUGUGUGUGUGUCUGUGUCUGUGUCUGUGUUUGUGUGUGUGUGUGUGUGUGUGUGUGUGUGUGUGUGUGUGUGUGUGUGUGUGCGUGCGUGAUAAGGAAUGUGUGACUCUGUCUGACGGUAUCAAUGGCGUUCUCUAACAGACGGUAUUGUCAUGCUGUGUCUCACAACCUGGGCUCCAUCUUAAGUAGUGAACUAGAUAGUAAAUAGGAUGCCAUCAAAAGAGGUUCAGAAGAUGGGCCGGUCUGCAGGGGCCGGUCUGCAGGGGCCGGUCUGCAGGGGCCGGUCUGCAGGGGCCGGCCCGCGGGUAUGUAGGAAGUGAUUGUUUUUGUCUUUGUUUUUUAAAAAACGAUUUUAAGUCGUCUCACAUAUACCUCUAUCGUUUUACUUUUGAUAUGUUAUGAACUCUUUUUUUGGCUCAUGAUUUUUUUUUUCUCUUUGUUUUUAAUUAAAUGCUGUCACUGAUUGUAAUUUCAUUGUAAAACGUGUGAAACUAUGCCAUUUCAAUGAUUUUGGAGUAUUACGUGUGGGUGGUUGUUUAGGACUGGGGAGGAGGGGUGUGGAGUUGGGUGGAGUUGAAUCAGAUAGGUUUAUGUUUUGUACAGAUUGAUAAAUUGUACAAUUUUGUUUAUAUCUUAAGUUAUCAAUUCAUCUUAAUAAAGCGCACCAGUUAUAAACCUUUCA